Messenger RNA from Puma concolor (puma), 1695 nucleotides. RefSeq names its product suppression of tumorigenicity 7 like (gene ST7L). The record is from RefSeq and is a predicted model, not a curated record. Lineage: Eukaryota; Metazoa; Chordata; Mammalia; Carnivora; Felidae.
AUGGCGGACGGUGACGGCUUAGGUGAAGCAGCGACUGCUGCGGCAUCUCCUCCCGCACCUGCUCCCGGCCAAAGCCUGUCCCUGGGCUGGAGGGAGCGGCUGCGGGCUGGGCUGGCUGGGACUGGGGCCUCGCUGUGGUUCGUGGCGGGACUGGGACUGCUUUACGUUCUGAGGGUCCCGCUGAGGCUGUGUGAGAAUUUGGCAGCGGUGACAGUAUUUUUAAAUUCAUUGACGCCCAAAUUCUAUGUGGCACUUACAGGAACAUCUUCUUUGAUAUCAGGACUAAUAUUUAUGUUUGAAUGGUGGUACUUCCAUAAGCAUGGCACGUCUUUUAUUGAGCAAGUAUCUGUGAGCCAUUUGCGACCUCUGAUGGGAGGAACGGAGAGCAGCAUUUCAGAGCCAGGUUCUCCUUCUAGCAACAGAGAAAGUGAAACCAGCAGACAGAAUUUGUCAGAAUGCAAAGUAUGGAGGAACCCUCUAAAUCUUUUCAGAGGAGCAGAAUAUAGGAGAUACACUUGGGUGACUGGUAAAGAGCCACUUACCUACUAUGACAUGAAUUUGUCAGCUCAGGACCAUCAGACCUUUUUCACCUGUGACACGGACUUUUUACGUCCUUCAGACACAGUUAUGCAGAAGGCAUGGAGGGAAAGAAAUCCUCCAGCUCGAAUCAAAGCAGCCUAUCAAGCUUUAGAAUUAAACAAUGACUGUGCCACUGCAUAUGUUCUACUGGCUGAGGAAGAAGCAACAACUAUUGUGGAUGCUGAAAGGUUAUUUAAACAGGCACUCAAGGCAGGAGAGACAAUUUACAGGCGGUCACAGCAGUGCCAGCACCAAAGUCCUCAGCACGAAGCUCAACUGAGAAGAGAUACGAAUGUACUGGUAUAUAUUAAAAGAAGAUUAGCAAUGUGUGCAAGAAAAUUAGGAAGAAUAAGAGAAGCAGUAAAAAUAAUGAGAGAUCUGAUGAAAGAAUUUCCUCCUCUUACCAUGUUGAACAUCCAUGAGAAUCUCCUAGAAUCACUUUUAGAAUUACAGGCCUAUGCAGAUGUUCAGGCAGUCCUAGCAAAAUAUGAUGAUAUAAGCCUUCCAAAGUCAGCAGCAAUCUGUUACACAGCAGCACUAUUGAAGACAAGGACUGUUUCAGAUAAAUUCUGUCCUGAAACAGCCUCCAGAAGAGGGCUAAGCAUGGCAGAAAUUAAUGCUGUGGAAGCAAUUCAUAGAGCUGUGGAAUUUAAUCCUCAUGUUCCAAAAUAUUUACUAGAGAUGAAGAGUCUAAUUUUACCUCCAGAACACAUUCUGAAACGAGGUGAUAGUGAAGCAAUUGCCUAUGCUUUCUUCCAUCUUCAGCAUUGGAAGAGAAUAGAAGGUGCUCUGAAUCUGUUACAGUGUACGUGGGAAGGCACUUUUAGAAUGAUUCCAUACCCUUUAGAGAAAGGCCAUCUAUUUUACCCUUAUCCCAGCUGCACAGAGACUGCUGAUAGAGAGCUAUUACCUACCUUUCAUCAUGUUUCUGUUUACCCAAAGAAGGAGCUUCCUUUUUUCAUCCAUUUCACAGCAGGACUGUGUUCUUCUACAGCAAUGAUAGCUCUUCUCACACACCAGUUUCCUGAAAUCAUGGGUGUUUUUGCUAAAGCUGUGGAGCCCCACCCUGUUUCUAUGCCCAGAUUUGCUCCGAGCCACUUGACUCUCCAGGAAUGA